Messenger RNA from Rhizophagus irregularis DAOM 181602=DAOM 197198, 2024 nucleotides. RefSeq lists its product as uncharacterized. The record is from RefSeq and is a predicted model, not a curated record. Lineage: Eukaryota; Fungi; Glomeromycota; Glomeromycetes; Glomerales; Glomeraceae.
AAAAAAAAAAAAAAAAAUGCUAUUCAAAAGAGUAUUUAAUUUUAUAAGUUCGCGUCAGUACGCGUGCUUAUCUUUGAAAUCUGCUCCUCAGCGUCGUUCUCUUGUAUUCAUAGCAUUUUCUAGUUUGUGUGCUUUAGGCAUAUUUAUUUUGUUAUGUUUUGGCUCCUUAGAUUUAGAUUUCGAUUUUAGUGUUCCAGUUUUAGAUAGUAAAAACACAGAAGGAAUUUUACACUCGAAAGUAGAUGUUUGUAAAUUCGACUAUUCUUCAAUUAAAGAAAUAGCACGAGAUAGAAGCAAACCAUACGUUUCUUUUAUUGUUGAUAAUGAACUUAUUAUCAAAAACAAAAAAAUAGAAUUAGAAAAUAUUUUUACUGGAAAACAAAUUUGUAUAAUAGUUGUGAUACCAGAUUCAAUAAUAAAUAAAUCAAAGAAGGAUAAUUUUAGUAAUAAAAAUAUAUACGUUAGAGCUUUAAGUAAUAAUGUAUUUAGAAUUAUUCCAGUGGUUUCGGUACCAAAUUAUGAGAAUUUGUAUAAAGGAAUUGGAUUUUUCUAUUAUCCCGAUGAUUAUUCAUUAAGUAUUACUAUAGGAUUACCAGGACGAAAGGAUAUUAUAAUAACGUCAGAAAAUGUAUUAAGCUUAUCGUUGAGUGAUGAAGCGCAUCUUAAAGAACCUAAUGAAUUACUUCCCAUUUGUAAUGCCACAUCAGAAAUUACUGGUCAAUGGGUUUCCGGUUACUUUUACGAUUCUUUACGUCCUCUUACACGCCAUUCAGAAUUUUUAGAUAUAGAUAAUGAUUAUAUAUUUAUACCUGACCAGUGCAGAAUGAAACUUAUAACACCAGUAGAGCAAUUAUUAUUAUUGGAAAAAAAAACCAUUCAUGCUUAUGGAGAUACAUUUCUUUGGGGGUCCUUGUAUGGUAUAGAAACAGGAUAUAAACAAAGUUGGUGUGAAGAAAAAGAACCAAAGGUUCCGCUUUGUUCAUGUAAUUUUCCUAGACCCUCAUUACCAAGAGAUACACAAUUUGUCAUUGCAAAUAGUUCAAUAUUUGAAAGUUCAUUAUUCUUUCAUCCUAUUAAUGAUUUAUUAGAAAAAAAGAUUUCAUGGAAAGUAGCAUUAAAACAAACUUCACGAAUUCCAAAAGCGGAUAUUGUGAUAAUCUCUGUAUCAAAUAAUAUUUUCAUGGAUUCUUCUAAAUCUUUACGAGAUUUCAAAACAAAAUUAAAAGGGCUACUUUCUAAUAUUAAAGAAAAAUAUCCGAAUUCUGAUAUUUUUGUUAGAACACCCGAGCCCUUUACUCUUUCACAACAUAUUCUGGACAUUUCUAGAAUACGUUAUUUACAAACUCGAGAUGUUACAAUUAAUGUUGUAAAAGAAGUUGGGUUAUAUUUAUGGGAUGUUGGAAUACUUGAUGGAAAAGAUUGGUUUAUGCCUGAUCAAUGCGUAAAAAAAUCAAAAACGCAAUUAUGGUUUAAAAGAGAUGUUGUGAAAUUAGAAUCGCAAUUACUCUUUCAUUCUUAUUAUAAUCUUAAUUAACAUUAACAUAAUGAAUAUUUAUGAUUUAAACUGGUAUAUCGAUACUUAGUACCUUAACCUAACCCCUCUUAUCCUAAAUUUACGUAACUAGGUAUGACAUACUGUAUAAUAGGAUUUUUACAUAAAAUGUAAAAUGGAGGGAUGUGAUAAAUUGUAAGAUAUUGAUAUAUCUUGGUGUAUUUCUUUAUUCACUAUUUAUUCACUAGAACAUAUUUUAACAUCACUCAUUUACAUCGUUCGAAAACCACGAACGUUAUACAUGUAAUUAUAAUCAAAUAUAAAAAAAUCAGCCUGAUCCAGAAUGUCAUUGUACCUUUUAGUUUACAUUUAAGUAGAAUAUUUAUAAUUUCAAAAUUUAUUGCAUGCAUAUAUUCAAUUGAUUGAAUUAUAAAAUAAUCGAUAAUUUAUAAAUUAUAAAUUAUAAUCUAUUCAUUUUAUUCGAUAUCUAAAAGAAGAUUAUCUAUUUAUAUUGCACAAGUAUCGUAAUUAC